CAUAAAUAAGAAUUGUUAUCUUGUGUUUAUAUUGCAUCUUCUGUUUAUCCAGUAAAAAAGAAUCGCAAAAGAAUCAUUUUACCAUUAGGAAGUGAUGAAGGUAGUUAAGAAUAAAGGACUGUUUCCCCAGAAUUAAAGAAUGACGUCAUGCAUAUCAAAACGACAUGAAAAGAAUGUUUUCACGAUCACAUGGAAAAUCGAGAAUUUUAGCUUCUAUGAUGUAAAAGAAGGGAGUGUGCUUCGAACUCCAGAAUUUUCAGUGGAUAUUUUACAGGAAACUAAAUGGGAACUAUGGUUAUUUCCAGUAUCUACCGCAUUUAAGGAUCACAUGGCAUGUUAUCUCAGAUGGGAUGGACUUGCAGUUCUGGAUUUCGAAGGUGAGCUUUCGUUUAUAGAUAAUAAUGGAUCUUGCAUUAAAUCUGAGAUAUUUUCUGGAUGUGUUUUCAAAAAAGGAAAGUGCAGUCAUCCUCCUCUCACUGCAAAGCGAGAUGAAGUUUUUACGCGCAAAAAAGACGAGUUUUUAUCGCAAGACAUUCUAACUGUACGAUUCGUCAUUCGCAGUGAUAAAAAAUUUUGGUAUAAAAUAAAAGAAUGCUUUAUUAGGACCCGGAUACGAGUCGAAUGCACAGCUUUCAUAGGAGUUGUGGAGAAAUUCAACGAUCCCUUUGUUAGGAAAGCUGUUUGCAUAAAACCCUUAUCAACUAAAGAUUUACCCAUUUCUGUUUGCAUGCACAUAACUGAAAACGAAAUAAUUUACAUUGAAUUGAUACUAUUAGAAUAUAUGAACCUAAAAGUCUGUAAAUGCAAAUUAUUUUUAUUAGAUGCCUUUGGAAAAGAGGUCGCUUUCGGGCAAAAUGAAUUUUCAUAUUUUAAUAGAAAUCCACAAAUAGGUUGGAAAAUUCCUUUCCCACUUUCCAAAAUGAACUUAAUAAAUCUCAGAGAAAAAUAUUUACCUAAUAACACAUUAACAUUUCAGUGCCAUAUUGCUUUCUCUACAGGCAUAGAAUACAAUAAAAUAGAGGAAACUCGAUUUUUCUCUGGAAAUGACCAGGGUGCGGUUUCAAACGAGCUUGUUGAAACUGAUAAGUGUAGAUCAGAUGUUUGUUUUCUUUGGAAGGAUAACUUGAAUUCCUUGCAAAACGAUGGCAUAUUACAUGGAGUGUCAGUUUCAUCGAAUACUAAAGAAUAUAUGGAACACACGCAAAUAGAUACAUCUAAAUAUAUUAUAAAUUUAUCGAAAACUUCCCAAGGUGCAAUGAUUCAAAACACCAUCAACUCUAGUCCUGGUAAUAAGUUAUCCGACUGCUCACUUUCUUGGAAGAAUGAUCUGAUGUCGUUAUACAAAAAUCAGAUUUUAUGUGACGUGGAACUUCUGACUAAGACUAAAGCAAUUCCUGCACACAGUUUGAUUUUAAGCAUAAGAUCUCCAGUUUUUAGCGACAUAAUUGCUACAAUUGUAAGGAUGAAUGGGAAUAAUUGCGCAAGUUCAACACCUCUAAAGAUCAAUCUUCAAGACUUGGACGAAGACACUGUGGAACAAAUGCUCAUGUUUUUAUAUACAGAUAGCAUUGAUGGUAUGGGAUGGAGAAGAGUAAAGAAAUUAUACUUGGCAGCUGACAAAUAUGAAAUUGUUGCAAUGAAAGAAAAGUGCUCAUUUCUCUUAUUGCAGAAUAUCCAGCCAAUUAACUGCUGCGAGAUAUUGCUGCUAGCAGAUAAGCAUCAAGAUAAACACAUGAAGAAAGAAGUGCAGCUUUAUAUUGCUCAACACAACGAAGAAAUCGUUGAUGGCGACCAGUGGAGAAACUUAGAAAAAACUAAUCCUUUUCUAGCUCUAGAAACCUUGCACACUAUAAUCUUGCAUUACCGGAAAGCAUCAUGAUUUUUCGCUUAAAAAACUUACUGUAUCAUGUAGGUUGUAGCGUAGAGAAGGUAAGUGGGCCGGGACAGAAUAUUAUAAUUUAGUCCCCAGUGAUAAAAGAAAACUAAAUGGUGACCAUUAGUUUUUUUUCCCAAUCAUCGCAUUUGAUUUUAAAAACUGGAACAAACAUGUUGUUUUUUCUUCAGUGAACCACCAAGAUUGUCUCUGGAAACUUUUAUAACUCUCUGACCUCUCCUAGUUCUUGACCAAGUUCAUUCUGACAGAAUGAGAACAAAAUGAAUGAAGAGAUGUAAAUGUAAAUUCGCUGAAGGCUCAGCAUUACGAAGUACGCAUAAUACAUUUUGAGAUCUGCUCGAUUUGAGCUCUUGUAUGAGAAAAUGCCACUGCCUUUGUCCCAUUCUUUACGCUACUGCAUGCAGCUGUUAGAAAGUGGCUAGAUUUUUCUAACACUAUAGAAACCGUCUGUCUCGUGUAGCCAGUGUAUGGGGAAGGGAAAUGAUGAUUGAGACAUAAUGUAAUUAUUUCGCUUAAAGUGAUUUAGCAAAUGUCAAUGAUGCUCGGGUCAUGGUAUCAGCUUUUUGUAUUCUUAUCGUAUCUUACUAUACAAACUAGCAUACACACAAAGACAUUGAAAUCCGUCUAGUCAUCCAACCGCUACAUCACUGCAUGAAUCCGCACUGUCAGAAAACUAAGAUUUUUUAAAUAGAAAUUUACCGCUUCAUUUACCUAUACGAUAAAAGGAAAAUUUGAUUAUGGUUUUAUUUUGUGAGACAUAAUAUUUAACUUUCAGAUAAGGAAGUCUGAAUACGGCGAUAGGAUGAAAAAAAAAUUGGAAAAAUAGCUACCCACUUAAUCUGUUCCAAAUAUUUUUGAUAAUGUUUAAUUUUAACCAACCAUUGUUGAUCAUGCAAUUUUAGUAACAUUUUUUA
Messenger RNA from Argiope bruennichi, 2808 nucleotides. RefSeq lists its product as uncharacterized. Gene Ontology annotation, molecular function: ubiquitin protein ligase binding. The record is from RefSeq and is a predicted model, not a curated record. Gene Ontology annotation, cellular component: cytoplasm; nucleus. The transcript has a single exon. Gene Ontology annotation, biological process: proteasome-mediated ubiquitin-dependent protein catabolic process; regulation of proteolysis. Bases 140 to 1879 code for a protein of 579 amino acids. NCBI's taxonomy places the organism in Eukaryota, Metazoa, Arthropoda, Arachnida, Araneae, Araneidae.